Penicillium samsonianum is the source of this 1185-nucleotide messenger RNA. RefSeq names its product acetyl-CoA synthetase-like protein. Gene Ontology annotation, molecular function: phosphopantetheine binding. Lineage: Eukaryota; Fungi; Ascomycota; Eurotiomycetes; Eurotiales; Aspergillaceae. Gene Ontology annotation, cellular component: cytoplasm. The coding region runs from base 1 to 1185 and encodes 394 amino acids. The transcript has 3 exons. The record is from RefSeq and is a predicted model, not a curated record. Gene Ontology annotation, biological process: amino acid activation for nonribosomal peptide biosynthetic process; secondary metabolite biosynthetic process.
AUGACGACCUCAACUCGAAACCCACGAAGGUGCUUAUUUCCGGCCCUGGCUUCCUUUCGUAAGGCUGAGACCGGUGUCCAGACCUGCACGGACUCUUAUGGUCAUGUGAAUCGGCCUCUUGAAAGCCUCAAACGCCACGAAGUAUCACAGUGGUUGGACGCUGAAAGUACGAAUGCAUUGUCCUUGCUGCGGGUAGCUUGGGCAGUGGUCCUACGCUCAUAUACUGCGGGAGAUCAUGUUUGCUUCCGAGUUCAGGGUCGAGAGACAAAGCCGUACGAGGCUCACAUCACUGGUUCAACGGUAAUCCGUCAGCUCCUGCAUGAUGAGACAGACUCUAUCAGUGGAUGUACAUGUGGAGGAAUGAACACCAAUGGGGGCGACUGGGUAGAGACUUCCAAUACCUGUAUCUUCGUUACGCAUGCUGCGGACCAGACGAAUGGCAGUCUUUCGAACGAGAGCGUCAGUGAUCCGUUUAAAAUACCAAUGGUGAUUUUUCUGUGUCUGGAUGAAGCCACUGAUGUUUCCCAUCUAUCGAUCAGGUACAACCAUAUCCUUAUGUCUGAUAGGGAAGGCCGUGGGGUUGCAGACACACUGCACCAGACCAUCCUCGAAGUUCUUGACAAACCAGGUCAUACCGUGGGCGAUGUGGAUUUGACGGAGGGACAGCGCGCUUACGACCUCAUUGCGCAGCGGUGUCGUGAAAGACCCGAUGCCACUGCGAUCUCCGCAUGGGACGGAGAGAUGACCUUCGGCGAGCUGGACCGACGGUCCUCUUCAGUGGCCUUGCAGCUUCUCGAGCUCGAAGUUGGAGUAGAAGAUAUUGUUCCGGUUUAUUUCGAAAAGUCCAAAUGGGCCGUGGUGGCGAUUGUUGGUGUUAUCAAGGCUGGGGCGGCGUUUGUUCUCAUGGAUGCUGGUUUCCGCAUAGACCUGCUGCGCAAGGUCUGCCACACAGUAGAAGCACGUGUGAUACUCUCCUCUCGCCCAUGUCUGCCCGCCGCUGAGGGACUGGUCGAGCAGGUGGUGUGUCUCGACUCUAGUUGGGACGAUCCAGGCUUUGUGCAAGUUGUGCUCAAACACCUGACCGUUGAAUUCCACACCCAGGAUGCCAAUAUGCUAGACCAGCACUGCCGCGAUGACUCGGCAGGUCUGGCUACUCCGGCCACGGACGGCAAACCCCCUUUUUAA